AUGUCUAAAGGAGUUACUUUGGAAUUACCAUGGGUGGAAAAAUAUAGACCACAUAAACUUGAAGAUAUUGUGGGAAAUGAAGAAACCAUUGAAAGAUUAAAAUUAGUAGUUCAAGAUGGAAAUAUGCCAAAUAUGAUUAUUUCUGGACUUCCAGGUAUUGGUAAAACAACAUCAAUUCAUUGUCUUGCUUAUGAAUUAUUAGGAGAUAAAUAUUAUCAUCAAGCUACUUUGGAAUUAAAUGCAUCUGAUGAUAGAGGUAUUGAUGUUGUUCGUAAUAAAAUUAAACAAUUUGCUCAAACUAAAAUCCUGUUACCUCCAGGUAGACAAAAAAUUAUUAUUCUUGAUGAAGCUGAUUCAAUGACUCCUGGUGCUCAACAAGCUUUAAGAAGAACCAUGGGAAAUUUAUUCUAA
Candida tropicalis MYA-3404 is the source of this 411-nucleotide messenger RNA. RefSeq names its product replication factor C subunit 4 (gene RFC4). Gene Ontology annotation, cellular component: DNA replication factor C complex; Ctf18 RFC-like complex; Rad17 RFC-like complex. The record is from RefSeq and is a predicted model, not a curated record. Bases 1 to 411 code for a protein of 136 amino acids. Lineage: Eukaryota; Fungi; Ascomycota; Pichiomycetes; Serinales; Debaryomycetaceae. Gene Ontology annotation, biological process: DNA-templated DNA replication; DNA repair. Gene Ontology annotation, molecular function: DNA clamp loader activity; ATP hydrolysis activity; ATP binding. The transcript has a single exon.